AUGGCUGUGACCAGACGCCACCCAGACACCUCCCCAGGGCCCCGCCCAGGGCUUCGCCUCUUGAGUGCCCAGUCCCCCGCCAAGAAGCUGGGCCCCUCCCUUCACCCACCAGUGCCGUCCACCCCGGGCCUAGGCCGGGUGCGAAGGCAGUUUGCAUGUAUUUACCUGGGGUGGGGGGGUGGGGUCACAGCAGACCCCGGGGGGGAGCUGGCGGGGCGCCUGGUGCCUGCCUUCCAGGGCAGCGACCUCUCCUAUGUCACCAUCUUCCUGUGCACCUACCGAGCCUUCACCACCACGCAACAGGUCCUGGACCUGCUCUUCAAAAGCAGGUACGGUAGAUGUGACGCCCUCACGGCCUCCUCUAGAUACGGAUGCAUCCUCCCGUACUCCGACCAGGACGGCGGGCCCCAGGACCAGCUGAGAAAUGCCAUCUCCUCCAUCCUGGGUACCUGGCUGGACCAGCACUCAGAGGCCUUCUGUCAGCCACCGGACUUCCCCUGCCUCAAGCAGCCGGUGGCCUACAUGCAGCUCAACAUGCCUGGCUCUGACCUGGAGCGCCGCGCCCAGCUUCUCCUGGCCCAGCUGGAGCAUGCUGACCUCACCGAGACAGAGCCAGAGGGCACCAUUUGGAAGGCGGGCAUGUCCAUCUCCUCUGUGGCUUCACCGCUGUCUCAGCGUCUCAUGAUGGCUCCAGCACCAGCUCCGGGACCAUCUGAAGAUCUGGACCAGCCGCAGAAGCACCAGCAGAACUGAAGCCAGAACCAGAGCCAGAGGCAUCUCCAUCAACAGGUGCGCCAGGGUGGGAGCCAACAGCACCGUCAGUCCCAUCAGCACCUCUGCGGCUGGAGCCCGGCGCGGCGGGGACAAGGCCCCGCGGGAGGCCACCCUCAACUCGCUGCCCCAGGACGUCCCUUCCCUCUCUUGUUUCUGUUUUUGUUUUUAAUUUUACUUUCCCCUUUCAUGUUAUUUGUGAUGCUUUUUAUCUUAUGUCUUAAUACAAUCAAGCUUAACUUUUUAACUUUAUAUUGAGCACUUGAGGAGCGCGUAGUCCACUCACGUGACCUUCAGGCCUGUCUCAGAGCCGACCGCCUCACUCCCCAGAAGGAAGCCCUGGACGGAAAGCCGUCGCCCCCCGGCCCUCCCUCCCCCGCCCCCCACA
This is a messenger RNA of Camelus dromedarius (Arabian camel), 1159 nucleotides long. RefSeq names its product ral guanine nucleotide dissociation stimulator-like. NCBI's taxonomy places the organism in Eukaryota, Metazoa, Chordata, Mammalia, Artiodactyla, Camelidae. The transcript has 5 exons. The record is from RefSeq and is a predicted model, not a curated record. The coding region runs from base 1 to 753 and encodes 250 amino acids.